AUGGCAGGAGACACGGAGCAACUCUUAAAAGCUCUGGAAAGAAUGGAAGAAAAAAUAACUACAAAAAUAAAUAACAACAUUGACCAGAAAUUUGAUUGUCUUCAGAAAGAGCUUCAGGAUAUGAAAAUUUUGAGUGAAGACCAAGAAAAACGAAUGUCUCUUAUAGAGAAGCAACUAAGAGAAAAAAAUCUAUUAUUUUUCGGAAUAUCAGAAGGCGAAAAAAGUUACGAAGAACUCGAAAACAAAAUAGUGGAAACUAUAAAUAAAAAUAUGGAAAUAGACUGCAGCUAUAGAGACAUUGAAAUAGUUCACAGAGUAGGAAAAAAGGAUACGGGUAAAAUUAGGCCUGUUAAGGUUACGUUUGUUAGACUAGGAACUAAAAUAAAAAUAUUAAAAUGUAAAAAAGGCUUUGAGAGUUUAAAUAUUUACGUAAAACACGAUUAUCCUCAAAAGGUGCUUGAAAUCAGAAAAAACCUACAGGAGCAAGUAAAAAAGGAAAGAGAGCAAGGAAACCAAGCUAUAUUAAGAUACGAUAAACUGAUAGUAACUAAAAGAAAUGAAAAACCACUAACGAAUUCUCGAUCGAACUUUGUACAGAAAAGACCCCUAAAUAUCACUCCUCCAAAUACAAAACAUACGGAAGAAAAUCGAAACGAGCACAAUACGUUCACAGAAACACAGCAUAAUAAAAAGAACAAAACAAUGUCUUAUGGAAUACGUCAUUUCAUGCAAAACAAAAACACAGAAAGCAUGACACCCGAUAAUCAAUAGCAAUUAUUUAUGAGUCCACGACUAAAAACCACCAACAACACUACAAACACUAUAUAUAAAGGUAGAAUACAUAAAAAAUCUCCCCCAGAACGGUUUGUCACCGCGGGGGUAGUAGACAAACACCCUCCAUUAAAGAAAAAGUAUUAUAUAUCUACUUUUAACGUCAGAUCAUUAGGAAAUGAAGAUAGAGUCAUACAACUAGAGCAUGCGAUAGCGAAAAUAAAAUGGGAUAUUAUAGGUCUAUCAGAAGUUCGCCGGUUGGGAUAUAACAUGGAAGAUAGAGGCCAAUACAUACUAUAUAGCUUCGGAGAAACGAAAGGAGAAAAAGGAGUCGGUUUUCUGAUAAGAAAACAAAAUCAAAUUAUAAUAUUGGAUUUUAUAGGUAUAAGCGAGAGAGUGGCCGUACUUCGAGUGCAAAUUGAAGGAAAUAUCUUCUCAAUUAUUCAGGUAUAUGCUCCUACAAGUGAAGCGAAGGACAUUGAAAUCCAUUAUUUUUACGAAUGCUUGCACAAUACAAUUAAAAAAUGUGAUCUAAAAAUGAUUCUAAUGGGAGACAUGAAUGCAAAGGUAGGACAGACAAAUAAUAAUAUGGGAUUUAUCAUGGGAAAAUACGGAUACGGCAUCAAAAACGAAAGAGGUGAAUUAUUUAUAGAAUUUUGUCAACAAAAUAAAUUAACCAUAAUGAAUACUAUAUUUUACAAGCCUAAACAACUUAGAUGGACAUGGGAGUCGCCAAACGGAUCCACAAGAAAUGAAAUAGACUUCAUUACAACAAAUGUCCCUAAGUCGAUAGAGAAUGUUAAUGUCCUUAGCAGUUUAAAAUUUCCAAGUGAUCAUAGGAUGGUAAGAGCAACUUUAAAUAUUACCUGUCAAAAACGAUCUAGACGACGAUUCAAUCAAAAGUCAGUAAAAUAUGUAGAUAUACCUAAACUUAAAGCAUCACUUGCAAGCAAAAUAUUCAAAACAUAUUGGAAUGAGACGGAAAACCCCCAAGAAAUGUAUGACAUCAUAGAAAAAACUAUAUUUGAUAGCACAAAAGUAUCUAAAAUUACAAGUAGAGAAAACAAAAGGCAAAAUAUAAUAAAUAAGGAAGUGGAAGAUCUAAUAAAUGAAAGACACGAGUUGAAGAAUAAAAGAAAUAAAACAAGAAAAGAAAAGAAAAAACUGAGCAUGCUGUAUAGAACUAUUAAUAAAAAAAUAAGGGAAAAUACUAAAAAUUACAGACUACAUAUACUCCAACACUUACUAGAAAAAACUGGAGCAGUGAAGAAAGCUUAUAAGAAGUUAGCCAAUACGAAAAUCGUCAUGAGUCAGAUAGAAACCGCUACAGGCUGUACCGUUACUAACAGAAAUGAAACUAUUCAGAUAGCUACUCAAUAUUAUAGAGCUCUAUACAGUCAACAAUCCCAUACAAAUGGUACAAAAGUAGAAACAUACAAUACGGACCCAGCACCACCGUUUAUGGAAAGAGAGGUAGAGUUAUCAAUAAAUAAAUUAAAACAUGACAAAAGCCCUGGACCGGACGGUAUUAGCAAUGAAAUAAUAAUAGCUGGAAAGGACAGUCUUAUUAUACCAUUGACGAAACUUUUUAACAUUAUACUUUAUACGAAAAAACUACCGACUCAGUGGACAUAUUCUGAAAUUUCAUUAAUUUAUAAAAAAGGAGACCCGAAACAAAUAUGUAAUUACAGGCCUAUCAGUCUAACAUCAUGCAUCUAUAAAGUGUUCGCUACCACUUUAUUGCGACGCAUAACAAAAAUCAUAGAUGAAAACCAGGGAGUAGAACAAGCAGGUUUUAUACAAGGAUUUUCCACAAUAGAUCAUAUUCACACACUAAAAAAUAUAAUAGAAAAAUACAAGGAAUAUGGAAAACCAUUAUACAUUGGAUUUAUCGAUUAUUCUAAAGCAUUCGAUUCCAUUUCCCAUAAUGCUAUGUGGAAUGCUCUAGCAGAACAGGGUAUUAAUAGUGAAUACAUAGACAUUAUAAAAGAACUCUACCACAAAAGUACAUCUAGCGUUCGUAUAGACACGGUCGGAAUCCCAUUUAAAUUAGAAAGAGGUUUAAGGCAAGGCGACCCGCUCUCUUCAAAGCUUUUUUUAGCUGUCCUUGAAAAUAUAUUCAGGACACUAAAUUGGGACAACGUCGGGCUAAAAAUAUACGGUAGCUUCUUGUCACACCUGAGGUUUGCGGACGACAUAGUACUAUUUUCUGAAAGUUCAGAUGGUUUACAGUAUAUGUUGGAAACAUUAAAUUUACAAAGUAUGAAAGUAGGUCUGCAUAUAAAUCAAGAAAAAACGAAAAUUAUCACAAACUCCACAUGCAGUCAGAUACAAAUACAAUCGAAAGUUAUAGAAUACGUAGAAGAAUAUAUCUAUCUUGGUCAUCUGAUCUCAUUCCAAAACUCUAUUGACAAAGAAAUAGAUAGACGAAUCACCAAUACAUGGAAAAAAUAUUGGAGCAUGAAGGAAAUUUUUAAAGGAAAUUUACCAAUAAGAUUAAAAACAAAAGCGCUAGAGACGUGUAUAUUACCAUGUCUUACCUAUGCAUGCCAGUCCUGGCCCCUCUCAAUCAGGACAUUGA
Messenger RNA from Pararge aegeria (speckled wood butterfly), 3352 nucleotides. RefSeq names its product putative leucine-rich repeat-containing protein DDB_G0290503. The record is from RefSeq and is a predicted model, not a curated record. The transcript has a single exon. The coding region runs from base 1 to 771 and encodes 256 amino acids. Lineage: Eukaryota; Metazoa; Arthropoda; Insecta; Lepidoptera; Nymphalidae.